Molecule: messenger RNA, 1153 nt
Organism: Rosa rugosa (rugosa rose)
Lineage: Eukaryota; Viridiplantae; Streptophyta; Magnoliopsida; Rosales; Rosaceae
Exons: 7
Coding region: 30-968 (312 amino acids)
Source: RefSeq, a predicted model, not a curated record
GUAGUGUAUUGUAUUGUGUGUGUGUGUCGAUGGAAAAGGAGAAGGAAUUCUCAAGUCAAGUUGCAGAGUUGGAGGAAGCAAUAAACGUGUUGGAUUCAUCCCUCUCUCUUAUCAAAUGGCGACUCAAGUAUUCAAGCAGACGUCGACUUGAGAUAGAUAUUCUGGCCUUGUGUACUGGAAUGAGGCCAGUGAUAAUGGUAGACUAUGGUGGAAAGAUGCCCGAACUGCAGGAGAGGCUCUGCAAUCUUUUAAAACUUUGUCGAAAGAGCUCAACCAUUUUUGAGCAGCUGAGAGUAAUGGUUAUAGAAGAAAUGAUAUAUUUGGUGCACAUUAGUGAACUUGCUGAUUAUGUUAGGUCAAGCUUGAACUCUGAAGCAAAGCUUCUCUUUGUGGACCUUGAACAUGAUCCUCCAAAGAUGAUAAAACAAGCGGAGAAACACCAACUAGGUGUGCAGCUUAUAUCAAUUCAGAAGUUGUUCUCUUUAAAUUUUCCUGCUGGUGGAAUGAAAGAUGACACAUCGUCAUCUCAUAGUAUAGAUAUGGUUGAUUCUAAACCUGCCAGAAAUGAACUGAUCUCUUCUCACUCUUCCGAGAUUAUUGAUUUCAGUACCUGCAUGCAAGAUACUCAGGUCACCUUGCCAACAUUAAAUGGAUGGCUUCUUGGUUAUCCAGUGGUGUACUUGUUCAGCAAGGAGCAUGUAGCUGAUGCUGUUUAUAAUCUUUCUAUGAAGUAUCUUCAUAUUUAUACAAUAUCAGUCUGCAGGAAUGGGACCCCCAAUAAACAAUCUGAGCUAGAAGAACUCUUGAGUUUCUCGGUGCCUUACGGUUUAAGCAUAAGAGGGAGCAAAGAAGAAUGGGCCGAGGCAUCGUUGGCUCAUCUGCAGGAGAAGUGGGAAAGAUGCAAGAAUGCUUGGAGGUCUUUGCAGUUGGAGGUUAGUGAAUUAAAUCCACAGGCCAUUGUGUUGUAAUUGACCUCUUCACCCAUCACCUCGCAUCCUUACAGAUUAAAGUUGGUAGAGGAAAAUUGACUGACAGGGUACUAGUGAAAUUAUGUAUAUUUUCUAAGCAACUCUUAUAAUUGCUAGAAAGGAGUUUGAUGAAGAAUAUUAUCUAACACAAUGAAAUAAUAUAUUAAAUCAAGGACAUUUGAAUA